GAGCGGUUCACCACUGUUUUCCUUCCUCCAGGGUGGGACUGUAGCGAGGAAACAUACUGUAUAUAUCACAUAUUUUGUAAAAUAUUUAGUUUAGAAGCUAAACAAAAGACAGCUGGCUCUUGUGACUAACCAUGACCUGCCUAUUCAAGACGUUUUCGACACCGUUUGGUUCAUAUUCCCGAAUAAGGUGUUCGUGUAAAACGGUGAAAUUAUUUCGAGAACAUUACUAAUACUGACCUCGGUACAAACGGAGCUAAACGCCGCUCGGUAAAGAAGAGUCGUGUUUGUCUUUUAUUUAUGUUUAUACAAAUAUAUUCGCCACUGAAAUGGAGGACGGCUUGGCGUCAGAAGACGAUAUCUUGCUGCAAUCUGAGAAGGUGUUUCACAAUGCUGCAAAACGGAAUGACACAGGAAAGAUGCUGGAGCUUAUUAGGAACGGGGUAGACAUCAAAGCUAAAAAUAAAGUAGACAGGAAGGCACUGCACUGGGCUGCAGGUGCAGGUAGUGAAGAUGCAUUGCGUCUGCUGCUGGAGCAUGAUACAGAGCUGGAUGAUGGAGACAGUUUUGGCAUGAGUGCACUGCUGUUGGCUGCAUGGUUUGGUCACCUUAAAAUAUUAAAGAUCCUUGUCUCAUCUGGUGCAAAACUCAACUGUGAAAACAAAAAUGGGCUGAAUCUUCUGCACUGUGCUGCACAACGGGGUCAUAUUCAUAUUCUCGAGUACAUCAUGGAGGAUCUGGAGGAUGUACGACUUGACAGAGCUGACAAGUCAGGUAAGACAGCAUUUCAUCUGGCAACAGAACAUGGACAGUUGGAAGUGACGGAGUAUCUUAUUGGCAUGGGCUGCGCUCACGACCUCAAGGACAAGGAGGACAACACUGCACUCCAUCUGGCAGCGAAACACGGCCAUGCCGAGGUUCUUCAGAAGAUUCUUGAAACAGAGGAGAACAUCAACAAGAAGAAUAUUGACGGUCUGACCGCUUUACACUUGUCUGUGGAUGGAGGGCAUUAUGACUGUGUCAGGCUGCUGCUUGAGGCUCACUGCAAUGUCAGUGAACUCACAAAUAGGAAUAUGACGGCUCUACACUUGGCAGCCCAGCAUGGAUUUGAAAGAGAGGCCAAGCUUCUUGUGGAGGCUGGAGUAAGUGUAGACUCAGUGAACACUAAUCAUUCCACCGCACUGCACUUGGCAGUGUUCAACAACUACACAGAGAUUGUUAAAAUACUCAUUGAUGCAGAAUGUGACUUAGAUGUUUUUGAUGAGCGGCUUCAAACAGCCUUGCACAUAGCAGCAGAACACGGACGCCAAAACAUAGCUGAACUGAUCCUCGUUGCUGGGGUUAACCUCAAACUUCUCGACAAGCAGGGAAAGACAUCACUGGACAUUGCAGCCAGAAGCAAUCAUGUGAACGUGGUCGACAUGAUUAUCAAAGCGGAUAGAUUUUACAAACGGGAACAGGACAAUGUGAACUGCUCAGAUUCGUUACUGGGAAGGAAUGUGACAUUCAAACAAGACCAUCAGCAUGAGACACAGCACAUUCGCUCCAUCUUGUGGAAAUUAGCCACGAAAUACCUGAAAGCUGGCGAGUGGAAGACACUGGCGCAGCACUGGCACUUCACAGACGCACACAUCCGAGCAAUAGAAGAUGAGUGGACAGGUACUAAAAGCUAUAAGGACCAUGGGCAUCGCAUGCUGCUGAUCUGGCUGCAUGGUGUGUUGAUUGCUGGAGAAAACCCAAUUAAAAGCUUGUAUGAAGGGCUGAUGGGAAUCUCAAGGAAGGAUCUGGCAGAGAGUAUGCGACAGCAGGCCAAUGCAGACCCCGCCACUCCAAAGAAGUGUGCAACAAUGUGAAACUGAGGAAAUUAAUUUUACAGCAAUAUAGAUAAAAGAUGAAAUCCAGUUUCUUCGGAAGAUUCUUUCCUCAACACACUGAUAUAAUCAGUUUUGAAGGGCUACUACAGUACUACCCGUUGAUCCUUGUGACAAUGAAAAGUAAAAAAUUGAACUUUUAAAUUUUAUGCAAAUAUGCAGAAUUCUGUGACGUGACAAAUCCAAAUGGUUGAAUAAAUUCCUUAGAUGUGGGUCUGAUAUUCCCCAGUUCUCUAUGUAUAGGUUUUAGGCCCUGCUUACAUUUAUUAUCUAUUAAAUUAUAUAGUGUAAAAUAUAGAGAUAUAGCUGACAAUAGCUAGAUAUAGCUGACAAUAGAUAGUUUUUCCACUUUCAGACAGUUGUAAAGAAAUUUUGCAAACCAAAAAAUGUACCAUUCUGAUGAAUUUUGCAUAUAGUUGAAAACGUCAGACAGCACAACAAUAGCUGCAUAGUAAAGUAUUAAAGAUAUAAAGAUAUAUGAUAUGAUUUCUAAGAUAGAAAAUGAACCAGCAUCAGCAACUUGUCACCUUUAUUUUGUUGUAAAUCCAGGGUUAAGAGGCUACAGCUACAAGCACUGUGUUAAUUUACACUGUGUUCCAAAAAAAAUUAUUAUAAUCGAAUCCGUUUUUAUGCAUUGCAUUGCCGGUAUACUGUCAUACAAACGUUAUCAUUUAAAUUAGCGACUCUAACUGCACUGAUUCUCCUGCACAAGGCUAGUGGGUUUGACACAUUGAGGAGUCUAAUGACUCAACAACUGAGGAGAAAGAUUUUGGAAAAUAGAGGAUAAAUGUCCAACCAAGGAGACUCAUUUGUCAGUGUUUGCCGUCUUAUGUUGCAAAAUUCACUUUCUUCCCUAGGCCUAAAUCAGCUUUUUUUUUUUUCUUUUGAAAAUACUGUUUCACUUGCAUGGCUUUAACCAAAUAUCUAUAUCACAUGCUGUAGCAUGAAAACUGUGACUUAAAAAUGUUUUAAAAAGCUGUGGAUGUGUAUACAUGUAUAAAUAGAAUGAAAAGGUUUCAUUGCUUAAAUGUGUUUAAUUAGCAUUUUAAGGCUACAAUAAGGAUAUUUUGGGAAGAUCUCAUCCUUAAUCUCUCUCAUACAUUGUAAAUUUAAUCCCAAGCAGAUUCAAUUAUAGAAUUAUUUCUUUAAGAAUCUUUCAAAUCAAUCUUUUCUAAUAGUGUUUAAUAC
Molecule: messenger RNA, 3056 nt
Organism: Tachysurus vachellii
Lineage: Eukaryota; Metazoa; Chordata; Actinopteri; Siluriformes; Bagridae
Gene: ankdd1a
Product: ankyrin repeat and death domain containing 1A
Exons: 15
Coding region: 327-1850 (507 amino acids)
Biological process (GO): signal transduction
Molecular function (GO): protein binding
Source: RefSeq, a predicted model, not a curated record